Molecule: messenger RNA, 1068 nt
Organism: Prunus armeniaca (apricot)
Lineage: Eukaryota; Viridiplantae; Streptophyta; Magnoliopsida; Rosales; Rosaceae
Source: the annotation of a GenBank genome assembly
AUGUCGAAGAGCGGAUCCGAUGUGGAGACUGAUCUGUCCAAGGUCAAUAUGGAUCGUGGGGGCAAAUCAAAGAGGGAACGAUCUAGAGAUGUUGUAGCCAUGAUGGAGAAGCGGCUUUCUAAGAUGGAGAUUGCCGUGGUCGAGUUCGAUCAGCGACUCGAGGAGGACGUCCUUACGAAGGGUGGCUUCGAAGCUGUGGUGGAUGAGCUUCAAGGCCAAUUCCAAGGAGCCCUCAACUCCGCACUGGACAGCAUGCGGCUAGAUGUCCAAACCAAGCUGGAUCACUUCUUAGCGGAGCUUACUUCGCUUCGUGAGGAGGUGAAGGAUGUGAAGGGAGAUUGGGCUUUGUGCAAGGAAGCUGUCUUGAACAAGACCCGGACUCCGAAGGAACCCAAGGUGUUAGAUUCUUUCAAACCCAAAUCCUAUAAUGGGAAGAGGGAGGCGAAGGAGCUAGACACAUUUCUGUGGAAUAUCGAAAGGUAUUUCAAGUAUCUGAAGCUCGAGGAUGAUGAGCCCAAGAUCAACACGGCAACGUUGUUUCUCACCGACAAUGCUCUCAUGUGGUGGCGUCGUCGAUCUAUGGAGAUCGAACAAGGUACGUUUACACUUGAGACUUGGGAUGAUUUUAAGAAGGAUAUUAUGUUGCAUUUCUAUCCAGAGAAUGCCAAGUAUGAGGCAAAGGAGAAGCUGAGAUGGUUGAAGCAAACUGGGAACGUGAAGGACUAUGUCGCCAUGUUCACCAACCUAUUGUUCGAGGUGCCUAGCAUGACGGAUGAAGACAAGCUCAUGUACUUCAUGAGUGGCCUACAGAAUUGGGCCAAGCUGGAGUUACAAAGGAGACAUGUCCAAACCUUGUCAGAAGCGAUUGCUGCAGCUGAGUCUCUUGUUGAGUUCAAGAGGAAGGAUCAAGGCGACUCCAAGUUCAAAGGAAAGAAAGAUAGCAGUGGAUUCGGUGGGGGAGACAACAAGCCAAAAGAGGGUAGCAAGGCUGGAGACAAGUCUGACGGUCACAAGUCAUUCGGGAAGAAGAAUGACAAAGGUGACAAGGGAAAGACAAGUCGAAGCUAG